Syngnathoides biaculeatus (alligator pipefish) is the source of this 5616-nucleotide messenger RNA. RefSeq names its product gastrula zinc finger protein XlCGF8.2DB-like. Gene Ontology annotation, biological process: negative regulation of transcription by RNA polymerase II; regulation of cytokine production; regulation of immune system process. The transcript has 4 exons. The coding region runs from base 3346 to 4488 and encodes 380 amino acids. The record is from RefSeq and is a predicted model, not a curated record. Lineage: Eukaryota; Metazoa; Chordata; Actinopteri; Syngnathiformes; Syngnathidae. Gene Ontology annotation, cellular component: nucleus.
CAUUCGAUCGGCUUGAGUAAAUCUGGGACUGAAUAUUGUGAAUCCUCGACGCGCAACGUCUUUGAUCACUAUUUUAGUAGCCUAAAACAUCAUUCGUGCAAUUUCGUGUCCGGUUGGAGUAGUUUCGUACACGUCGAAGUUUCUCGGCAUAGCCCAUGAUUUUAGCAUGCUAACAACGAGACGCGUUUGUGAUCACCACUUGCCCUUCCCUCAACAGAAAUCAAGCCUGAAAUAAAGUCUUCUUCUUUCCACCGCCAACUAAUAAGGAAUGACAAAACUGACACUUAACUUUGGUUGAAAAACACACCCACUCAAUUCUGUCGGCUUUGUCCUGUAGUUAACAAUACUAUCCAUUUUCUGAGUCAUUAUUAUCCUAACCUAAGUUCUGAAUCCGGCGGUGCGGUGGACGACUGGUUAGUACACCGUUGUGAGGGCUGGGGUUCAAAUCCCCGCCUCGCCAGUGUAGAGUUUACAUGUUCUCCUCUUGCCCGGUUUGGGUUUCCUCCUAAAAACUAGAUUUAACACGAGCAGAAGUUCUGGUGGCGAUCAGCGAGUUAAAAAAAAAAAACAAAAACAAAAGAAAAAAACGAUGCAAUCACAAGAUAUAGCAAUGACUAUAUAUAAAUGUAUGUUCAUUUACUACAUACACGUGAAUGUAAUUGCUUGCAAUAUAUAUUUACAAUAAAUAAUGCAUCUUUGUUCAUCUAUUUAGGCAAUCCAUUUAUCUUAUCAAUUUAUCACAAACUGUCUCUCUUUGAGUAAAAGAAAAAGAGUUGUUGUCCUUAUCUCUAUCUUUUCCGAUUGUUCUCCAUGGCCACGCAUGCAAACUGCCACGGAAACGCAGGGUUCAGUUGGGUGUUUGACAGCAGCCAAAGUGGGCGGCAGCGUGGCUGUGCCACUUGUUUGUGCGUCCUGCUGCACCCCAUUGCAUCCUGAUUACGUUGUCUUUAAAGGAAGACUCUACCCAAAAUUCAUAUGUACAAUAAACACUCCAAUGUGAAGUUACAUUAUUACAUAUAUUUUGGACAUUGAAAAUAAAAACAUUUGAAAUCCAAGCAAAAUUUGGAUAUGUGCCAGCUUUUCAGGAAGAAACAUCCUUGACUCCGCCCCUGACGUCGCCGGUGCUUAGCAUUAUAGACCAUUCGUUCCAGCUAAGCCAAGAUGCCGACUUGUUCUGCACCAAAACUGAGAAAACGCACCCACAUUAGUCCUUCUUUAACCUCCUGUGGGGUCAACCUGACAGGAUAAAGCUGUGGCUCUCACAGUUGAGGCUCACUCAAUCAGCGGGGAAAUUUGCACGCAUUUAGUCAUAACUGAUUAAUAGCCUGUCGUGCUGGUACGGUAAAGCAACAACAUACGUUAUGAGUCGCAGUUGUUCAAUCCCGGACUUCCGUGUGUGGAGUUUGCAUGUUCUCCCCGUGUCUGCGUGUGUGUAAACUUGCCUCCUGUCCGUUGACAGCUGGGAUAGGUUCCAGCAUUCCUGCGACUGUCGUGCGGCCAAGAAAAUGGAUGGAUGGAUACCUGUAUAUACACGUGUAACACUUCCCGGUUACUAUUUACGGCGAUGCACGCAUGCGAGAGGUGGAUGACGAAGAAUGAGGGGAGGGCUGUGUAUCGAAGUAGGUUUAGUACUACCAGGAUUUGAAUUUGAAAUGUAAAGUCAAAUGAGAUUUUUAUUUGAAAUGCCACAGAAAACAGGAUUUGAAUUUGAAAUGUAAAGUGAUCACAUUUUCAAUAGUUGUAUUUCAGUGUAACUUUUCAAUGUUAACAAUUCAACUGGCUGCGAUUUGCUGUCUAAAAUUCACCGUCUGUGCCACCAGGCAGGGUUACUUCAGGUCAGAGCCAAACACCCAGCCAAUCCAGUUACACUUUCUUAGUAUGUGACGUCACUUCACUAAGAAAGCAUAACUGCGAUUGGCUGGGUGUUCUGCCUGGUGGUGGUGUUGGUAGCCAUUUGAAUUUCAGACAGCAAAUUGUAGAAACUAUUAAAAAUGUGAUCACUUUACAUUUCAAAUUCAAAUCCUGUUUCACUUUACAUUCCAAAUUCAAAUCCUGGUGGCACUAAUCUACUUCCGUAAGUGUGCUUAGCUCGCGCUAAGGAAGCAUGUGCAGGUAGUCCUUUGCUCGCAGUCAAUUCCUCCUUAGCGUCCUUGCCUUUCUGCUCUUUUAAAGUUGGGAAAUGCACUGUCUUUUCCCUUAAUGAACAUUAGGCUGAUAUUAAGCCUAUGUUGAUUUUUAUCCUCGAUCCAUAAUGUAAGUAAUCUUUCAAUUUCUGCAACGCUCAAAGAAUGUCGCUUCUUUUUUUUGCUUCACGAAAAAGUUACUUUAUGGUCACUGUAUCCUUCAUAGGGGCCAAACCCUUCACGUGCGCUAAAAUAUGGGCUAUGUCUUUACUAAUGAUUGCCAUGAUCGACCGAAUGAAUACGAGUCUUAACCGAUGUUCGUCGGUGUUAGUCCUUUCUCUGAUUUAUUAUUUUUUUUCCCUGAUGUUCAGCUUCGUUUCCAUAGUAGUUGCUUUUCUUUCGGCUGGACCAGCAUUGCUACAAAACCUAGCUUUAUGCAAUAUGCAUGAUCUAAGCAGAAACGCUAUGGUUCUGGGGACAAAAUGGCGGACGAGACACUGGCGUCGUAAAAGCUAAAUUUUGUAGGUUUAGACCGUUUUAACCCGAGGAUUCCCUGUAUAUCCAUGUGUAUUCAUGAGCGUCACUGAGCGUAACUGGCUCAUCCCAUGUCAUAGCGUUACUGAGCCAUAUCAAGUCAAGUUACAUUUUACUGUUUUGUCCUUUCAGAUUUUUGACAUUGUUUUUUGGACCAAGCCUUUUUUCCUUGUGCUUUUUGUGCCGUUAGACUGAUUUUCCCUGCACAACCACAUAUUUGGAAUAAGCCUUCCUAAAAUCCAUGCUUACAUCUCAGCUUUCUGGAUAUGGAUUCGACCCUCCGCCUCAUUCGUGACAAAAUCAAGUUUAUUUACCAUCUUUGCUGAUAUUCUGGUGUUUCACAAUGCAAGACGCGAUCAUGAGUUUUUAUCUCGUUAUCCAUGAGAAAGCGUGAAGUAAGGAGAACUGACAAGAAAAUGGCAGGACCAUCUGUUGGAGAUGAACAUGGAAAGUGUUAUGAUCGUCGUGUGAAAAUGUGUGCAAGAACAACUGGAGAGUACAAGGAAGAAGUUCAUGGGGUAAAAAAGGAGGAGGAGCCAGAAUGUCAACUACUGGACGCUCUCUUCAAUCUGCAGCCUCGCAUUGUGUUAUGCAGAGCAGUUCAAGGUGGAGUUCGCUGUUCGCCCAAAGUCAGCUGCAAUAGGCUGCGGCACUCCUGUGAGCCUUGUGAGGAUAAGUGGCUUGGAAAAUGGAUAUACACAAAAUCAGUGAAAAUCUUCAUCCAGAGUGGCAGCAGUCAGUGUCCCGUUGCAUCAAAGAGGAAGAGGAGUGUGAAGAGCUUCAACGCAUCAAAGAGGAGGAGCUAGAGUUCCUUCACAUCAAAGAGGAAGAGCAGGACGAAAUCAUCCAGGUUCCAUCCAUUGGUGUCCAUUUGAAGAGUGAAGAUGAAGGUCAAAGUGAGGAGAGACGAGGGGCUGAGCCUCCAAGCAGGAACAGCUCAACUGAUGGAGACCUUUGUGAAAGAUCACAAACAGAUGGUCAUGAUGAUGAUGAUAAUGAUGAUGAACAUUUGGAAGGCGAUAUGACAUGUCACACUGCCAACAAAUGCUGGAAAUGUUCUCAGUGUAGGAAAGCUUUUGCUUCUAUGAGGAAUUUCAAACAACACAUGAAAAGACACACAGGAGAAAUGCCUUUUACAUGCUCAAUUUGUGGGAAAAGAUACACUCAGAAGGGACACUUAAAAAUACACACAAGAACACACACUGGUGAGAAACCCUUUUCCUGUCCAGUUUGUGAUAAAAGAUUCACUGAGAAGGGAAAAUUAAAAAGACACACAGUAGCACACACUGGAGAGAAGCCUUUUGCCUGCACAGUUUGUGGUCAAAGAUUCGCUGAGAAGGGGAAGUUAAAAAUGCAUACAAAAACACACACUGGUGAGAAACCUUUUUCCUGCUUAGUUUGCGGUCAAAGAUUCACUUGGAAGGGAGAUUUAAAAAGUCACACAAGAACCCACACUGGUGAGAAACCUCUUUCCUGCGCAGUUUGUGGUCAACGUUUUUCACGGAAGGGACACUUAAAAAUGCACACAAGAACCCACACUGGGGAGAAGCCUUUUUCCUGCGAAGUUUGUGGUCAAAGAUUCUCUGACGAGAGAAACUUGAAAACACACACAAGAACACACACUGGUGAGAAGCCUUUUUCCUGCGCAGUUUGUGGUCAAAGAUUUACUCAAAAGGGAAACUUAAAAACACACACAAGAACGCACACUGGUGAGAAACCUUUUUCCUGCUCAGUUUGUUGUCAAAGAUUCUCUUCUAAGUACCAGGCUCAGAAACACAAGUGUGCCGAUAGGAAAAGCCAUGAUCAAGAAGCUUUUAACGUAAAUGUGUAAAAUGAAAGUAAGUACUAUUAUUGACUGAGAACGUUCUUGUAUUCUGUGUACCACCUUUUAUUGUAUCUUUCUUGGAUCCAUCACAAAGGUCUCUUGCUGCCAAACGGCGGCUGAUCUGAUUUGAGUCAUGCUCACAAUCACACCUUAGGGGAAUUUGCAGUCAGAAAUCAAUGCAUAUUUUUGGUAUGUACGACGAAACCCACGUAAGUGUAGUGCGUUUAACUCUUUGUUGUGUAUUUUUUUGGAUGAUGGAUGAAUGAGAAGACAGACACUUAGGCUGCUCUCAACUUGGUUUAGUCCUCUGUAUUAUAAAGGGGACAUGUUAAAAAAAUUGCUCUUCACAAUUACUCUCACAACAUGUACACACAAACAUGUACACAAGAAGAUAUAUCACAAAAACAAUGUGAUUUACAGGGAAGAAAAUAACUAUUUCAACACCUGCUAUAUUGCGAGUUUCCCACUGAGAAUUCCUGUCCACUGUUAAAGAGAUAAUCUCCAUCCAUCCAUUAUCUACCGCUUUUCCGGGUCGGGUCGCGGGGGAAGUAGUUUCAGCAGAGAUUGACUUCUCUUUCCCCUGCUCUUCUAGAGGGAUCCCGCGGUGUUCCAAAGCCAACCGAGAGACAUAUUCUCUCUAGCGUGUCCUGGGUCGUCCUCUGGGUCUCUUUCCGGUGGGACAUGCCCAGAACACCUCACCAGGGAAGCGUCCGGGAGGCAUCCGAAUCAGAUGUCCUAGCCACCCUCAAUCAGACCACUGAAGAUGGGUCGUGGCUGGGUCUUUCAACCUGACAAUAACCUGAAGCACACAGCCAGGAAAACCAAGCAUAUCAAGGUUCUGGCAUAAGCUAGCCAGUCUCCAGACCUAAACCCAAUAGAAAAUCUUUGGAGGAAGCUGAAACUCCGUGCUUCUCAGCAACAGCCCAGAAACCUGUCUGAUCUAAAGAUCUGUGUGGAGGAGUGGGCCAAAAUCCCUCCGGUGGUGUGUGCAAACCUGGUGAACAACUACAGGAAACGUUUGACCUCUGUCAUUGCAAACAAAGACAACUGUACCAAAUAUUAACAUUGAUUUUCUCAGGUGUUCAAAUACUUAUUUGCAGCUGUAUCACACAAAUAAAUAGUUAAAAAAUCCUA